Messenger RNA from Acytostelium subglobosum LB1, 738 nucleotides. RefSeq lists its product as hypothetical. Lineage: Eukaryota; Evosea; Eumycetozoa; Acytosteliales; Acytosteliaceae. The coding region runs from base 1 to 738 and encodes 245 amino acids. Gene Ontology annotation, molecular function: protein binding. The record is from RefSeq and is a predicted model, not a curated record. The transcript is spliced from 3 exons.
AUGGCCAUGGACAUGGGCGAGUCCUUGUCCGAUACAUCGUCAUCCUCAUCUGAACCCAGCUCCAAACUUCCACAUCUACAUAUCAACCAUGCUAUUGACAUCUCGCCAAAGACUCCACGUAGGAGUGUUGUGCAUUCUAGUCCAGACUAUGGAUGUGUGCGCAGUCUCAACCUCGAGAGCUCAUCAUUCACCAGCUUCCCAUUCAUGACUGGUCAAUCACUCCUGUCACUGAGAUCUCUGCUACUUGGUCACAAUCCAAAGAUUGAAAUUGAGAGUUGUCGACUCCAAUGGAGUGCAUUCCGACACCUCGAGUCCAUCAGUAUCGACCGCUGCCAUCUCCAAUCAAUACCAACAGGUCUCACCAACAUCAAGACCCUCACCGAACUUAACCUGAAUAGUAACAUGAUUAGGACGUUACCACCUGACAUUGAGAAGUGGACUAGAUUGAAGACGUUGCAGUUGUCUAAUAAUAUGUUGACAUGCUUGCCAACAUAUAUGGAUCAAUUGACAUGUCUAAGUACAUUGAUACUCAAUGGAAAUAGAUUGAUCAAUGUUGAUGUCACUGUCCGUAUUCCUACAUUGAUCGAGCUCAACCUCGACAACAACAUGUUGACACCACACAUGGUCAUCAUCAUCAGAGCUCAACAGCAUCCAUCUCCAAAUCAACAUCCGCCCACUCAAGGUGGUCACAUCGCCAAAUGUAUGCAUGUCUCCACCAUUGUCAUGCGUCUCACCUAG